Molecule: messenger RNA, 954 nt
Organism: Hordeum vulgare subsp. vulgare (domesticated barley)
Lineage: Eukaryota; Viridiplantae; Streptophyta; Magnoliopsida; Poales; Poaceae
Product: putative E3 ubiquitin-protein ligase SINA-like 6
Exons: 2
Coding region: 1-954 (317 amino acids)
Molecular function (GO): zinc ion binding
Source: RefSeq, a predicted model, not a curated record
AUGGUACACGUUGAAGCCCAGCUGCAUCCCGUCCACGACGUGGCGUCCUUCCUCAUCUUCGAAAAAAGCAAGGCGACGGAGCUCUUGGACUGCCAUGCCUGCCACCUCCCGCUCCAACCGCCUAUCUUCGCGUGCGACGACGGGCACCUGAUGUGCUCGUCCUGCCGCGGCGCGCACGGCGAGGACUGCGGCCGUGUCACCGCCCACUGCCGCCUGGCAGACGCCUACGCCGGCGCCGUCAAGCUGCCGUGCGACUACGUCAAGUUCGGCUGCGAGGCGGGCCUCAUCGUCUGCCACGACGCCUCGGACCAUCGCCGCGCUUGCCAGUACGCGCCCUGUUACUGCCCGGAGUGCGCCGGGCCCCGUGGCGGCGAUGGCGGCUGCGAUUUCUCCGGCUCCCGGCAGAUGCUGCUCGACCACAUUUCCACGGAACACUCCCGCCCCAUCCUCGUCGUCCGCUACGGACAGCCGGGGAAGCACAGCCUGCCCCUUACCCGGCGCUGGCACGUCUUCGUCGGCGAGGAGGAUAUGGCCGAUCUGCAGCGUAACUUGUUCCUGGUUGUCCUGGACGAGCGCGACAACAGCACCGUGGUGUCGCUGGUGUGUGUGAGGGCUGAUGACGAUGCACCGGGCGCGCCGCAGUUCUCGUACAAGCUCGCCGUGGAGCACACCGGCAGUGGCGCGAGGGUGACGUUGGAGUUGCCGGUGAUGACAAGCAACUUCUUGCCCGGUGGCACGCCAUGGCCGGACGAGGUCACGUCUCUCUCUGUGCCAAAAGCGUAUUUGUCUGGCGGCGCUGUCCCGGUCACCAUCCACAUCGACAAACACGUUCCUCCUCCUCCGCCUCCUCGUCCUCCUUCUCCUCCUGCUCCGGCAACCGCCACUGUGUUCAAAUUCACAGCGACAGAUCAAGGCAGCAAGAAACGAAAAUCUACGAAUCCGAGGAAACUCUAG